AAGCACCUAAGCAUCGAUCACAACUCAAUUCCAUCCCAUUUCUCUUUACUUCUCUUCACUAAUUAGCCCUAUUACUUCAUUCCUUUUUUUCCCUUCUUUUUGCCUCUGAUUUUCUCUAAUGGCAGAUACUAGUGGUUCAGCCACUACUAAGAGAAUGGGGUUUGCCGUGCCUGAAAAAAUGCAACUGCACUUGGCCAUGUUGACCUUGCAGUUUGGUUAUGCUGGUUUCCAUGUUGUCUCUAGAGCUGCCCUUAAUAUGGGCAUUAGCAAGAUUGUCUUCCCAGUUUAUAGGAACAUUCUUGCUUUCCUUCUACUUCUUCCCUUUGCCUAUUUUCUUGAAAAGAAAGACAGGCCACCACUUACUUGGAAUUUUGUUAUUCAGUUCUUCCUCCUAGCAGUUGUUGGAAUUACUGCAAACCAAGGAUUCUACUUGUUGGGGUUGGACAACACUUCCCCUACUUUUGCUUCUGCCAUACAAAAUUCUGUCCCUGCCAUUACAUUUCUCAUGGCUGCAGUACUCAGGAUAGAAACAGUGAGACUGAACAGAAAAGAUGGAAUAUCAAAAGUGUGUGGAACAUUAUUGUGCGUGGCUGGAGCAUCAGUAAUUACACUAUACAAAGGGCCAACAAUUUACAGCCCAAAUCCACCACUACAAAGGACCUCCCCAGUGUUACUGGCUUUAGGAGAUGCUAAGGGGAAAAACUGGACCUUGGGCUGCAUUUUCUUGAUUGGACAUUGUUUGUCAUGGGCCGGGUGGCUCGUUUUGCAAGCACCGGUUCUUAAGAAGUACCCGGCUAGGCUUUCGGUUACAUCGUAUCAGUGUUUCUUUGGAGUCAUACAAUUCCUUAUAAUUGCAGCUUUUUGUGAAAGAGACCCUCAGGCUUGGCUUGUUCACUCUGGUGGUGAACUAUUCAGUGUCUUCUAUGCUGGAAUUGUAGCAUCAGGGAUAGCAUUCGCUGUACAGAUAUGGUGCAUUGAUAGAGGGGGUCCAGUUUUUGUUGCCGUUUAUCAACCUGUUCAGACUCUUGUAGUUGCUCUUAUGGCUUCCCUCGCUUUGGGCGAAGAAUUCUAUUUGGGAGGGAUUAUUGGAGCGGUAUUGAUCAUAACAGGAUUGUAUUUCGUGCUAUGGGGCAAAAACGAAGAACAGAAAUUUGCAAAGGCAGCAGCUGCAGCAAUUCAAUCCCCAGUGGAUAUUUCUAACAACAGGCCAACAAGUCACAUCAAGUCCUCUUUGGCCCAACCACUUCUUGGUUCUUCAACUGAUCAAAAUGCUUAACAAAAAAUGUUUGCUGGAAAUCAGAAAAAAAAAAAAAAUCUGCUAUCCUUCAUAUUAAGAAAAGAAAAAAAAAAGCUUUGGUGUGUAUGCAAUUUUUUUUUUGUGGUCUAGUUUAGGUUUUGUUCCCCUUUUCGUUUUUUAGUAGCACCUAAAGGGAUGUGAUGAUUACUAUUUUUGGAGUUGGAUCUAAGCAUGCAAAUCCCAAGUUGGUUUUUA
Messenger RNA from Lycium ferocissimum, 1492 nucleotides. Its product is annotated as protein WALLS ARE THIN 1-like. Gene Ontology annotation, cellular component: plasma membrane. The coding region runs from base 119 to 1276 and encodes 385 amino acids. Gene Ontology annotation, molecular function: transmembrane transporter activity. Lineage: Eukaryota; Viridiplantae; Streptophyta; Magnoliopsida; Solanales; Solanaceae. The record is from RefSeq and is a predicted model, not a curated record. The transcript has 6 exons.